Molecule: messenger RNA, 210 nt
Organism: Drosophila takahashii
Lineage: Eukaryota; Metazoa; Arthropoda; Insecta; Diptera; Drosophilidae
Source: RefSeq, a predicted model, not a curated record
AUGCCUUCUCGUAAAUUUGAAACCAGCGAUGGCAUCUCGCGUGAGGAGAGGGCCACCCUGAAAAAUCCCGGCACCCCCGAGGAGGCGAUCGCCGUCCAGGGCAGCGUCAAUUGGGUGGGACCCGAUGGCGUCCACUAUAAGCUGAACUAUUUGGCCGAUGAGAACGGUUUCCAGCCCCAGGGCGAACAUCUUCCGCAGGUGGAGCACUGA